Molecule: messenger RNA, 1560 nt
Organism: Hevea brasiliensis (rubber tree)
Lineage: Eukaryota; Viridiplantae; Streptophyta; Magnoliopsida; Malpighiales; Euphorbiaceae
Exons: 3
Coding region: 844-1413 (189 amino acids)
Source: RefSeq, a predicted model, not a curated record
GCUUCUCAAGGAAGUUGUACUCCGAAUACAAGAUUCACUAAUUUCACUACAUCACAGAAGAAAUGGAUGAGAAGGCUCUAUGGGAACAAGCCACAGAGCACCACUGGUUCCAAUUAGGCUAUUAUCAUGAUAGUCUUCUAGGCUUUGAGGAGUGUUGAUACUUGAUAUCAGCAGUCUUACCAUUGCUUUGCAAAUAGGCUGUUUCCGUACAUGGUACAUGAUGAUAAGGUUAAAUCAGAAAGCAUCUGAUUCUGACCAAUUAUGUGGAUAGCAUCUAGUUUCAAUUUUGUUAAUAGGGAAUAAUCUAUCCAUUUUAAUAUCUUCUUCACGUCCAUCCAAUCUAACUUCAUGGACAAGCUGCUGCCCAAAUAUUUUCUACAGAAUAAUUUCACAGCUUCCGGAAGGAUUCCCUUAGAAUUUAGAAAGGAUAGGUUUCAAGAGAGUGAAUCUUUAGAAGAACUCUUUAUCCUUUUGUGAUGCUCCUUCAGAUGUUCAUCGAAAUCCGAUAUUUAUUAACAAUUUUAAAGAAUAUUCCAUUUCAAUGAUGAAGAUGAAAAGUUCUAAUACUUAGCACAAGUACCCUCCACACUUUAGCUUCUUUUUUUAUUCUUGUAGCAUCCCUUUCUACAAGAUUAUGAUCAAGAUAAUAUCAACCAUCCGAUAUGGUUUGAUACACCGGCUUUUCUGCUGUUGGAUAUGUUUGAAAAUCUCUGUUUGGACCAAUCUAUUACUCUAGAUAAAGAAAAUAGUAAAGAGUUCUACUAGAAAGGAACAAUCAAGGGGAGUGCAAGGUACUAGAGAUAACAAGAACGAAGUUCCUGAGUUGAGUGAGUCGUCUUCUGAAUGGAGCCAAUAGCUAUAUGCAGGACUAGCAGGUCUUCCAGGUCUUCCUUGGGUGAGAGGGUUAUGUUUAUAGGCUUGGGCGUUCUUGCCGUGAUUUCACCUCUAUAUAUUAACCGGAGACCAGUUAUUGAAUCGGAGGAUGAUGAACAAUCCAUCAAUCUGUCUUCUUGGUUGCCUUUGCUGCUCUUGCUGCUGAUCUUGGCUAUUGCUUUAUCGAUGUAUGCAGACAAGCGCUUUACAAGGACUAGCAAGUUUUCCUCAUAUGAGAGGCUUGUGGGAAUUGGCAUGGGCCUUAUAGCAGUGAUUUCACCUUUGUAUAUCAACCGGAGACCAGAUAUUGAUCCAGAGCUUGAAGAACAAUCCAUCAACCUGGCUUCUUGGUUGCCUCUGCUGCUUUUGGUUCUGAUCUUGGCCAUUGCUUUGUCACUGUAUUUAGACCAGAGCCUUACCAGGUUUGAUCCUUAUUGGAUUCAUAGAAUUGGUGGCUCUUCUGGUGGAAUCAUUAUAAUCCUUGUGAUUCUCGCAUUGGUUUUGAAAUGCAAGGCUUCUUAUGGGGGAAAGGCCGAAUGAAACAAGGAGAACAAGCAGCUUCCAGUAAAAAACCUUUCACUAUUCUUGUUUUCAGGAAAGAAUUUCCUUUGAUAAAUAAAACAUCUUUUAUUUGCUUCCCUUGUAGGGAAAUUUCCUUUUAAAUGUUAAAAAGCUUGCUUUUCUUCC